Messenger RNA from Helianthus annuus (common sunflower), 2366 nucleotides. Its product is annotated as probable galacturonosyltransferase 4. The record is from RefSeq and is a predicted model, not a curated record. The transcript is spliced from 9 exons. The coding region runs from base 263 to 2176 and encodes 637 amino acids. Gene Ontology annotation, molecular function: polygalacturonate 4-alpha-galacturonosyltransferase activity. NCBI's taxonomy places the organism in Eukaryota, Viridiplantae, Streptophyta, Magnoliopsida, Asterales, Asteraceae.
UGACAUGAAAAACGGAGUACCAUCUAAAUAUAAUCGCCGACACUUUGAGAUUCUCUUACAAACCCCCCUUCAUUCGUAUCGUCAUCUUCAUCUCCCAUUUCUAUCUUUCUUGUGAGCUCACCCUGCACCUGCUAUUUUGUCCCUUCAUCCUUUCAAACCCACUUUAACAACAACAACAACAACAACAACAUGACCAUUCAGAUCCAAUAAAUACCCUUCAUCACCAACCCUCACCUCUUAUCUUCUUCAAAAGUUUCUGAAGAUGAAGCUGAAGUUGUCGCUCAGAAAGCCAGUUCUGGUUCUACUUUUCCUGACGGUUCUCGCUCCCAUUGUUCUCUACACCGACAAGCUCACUACCUUCUCUUCGUAUGAAUUCAUUCAGGAGCCUUCAACACUUUCGUUCAAUCGAGAUGUUAGACCUUUAAAUUUGCUUCCUGAGGAGUUAUCUGAAACCCUAAAGGAACCAUUAGGUGAUGUUCAUGUGGAAAAUUUGAGUAGAUCUGUUGAACAUGUUGAUGGUGAAAGCUCUAGGAGAAUUAGACAGCUUAAUGAAGAAUCUAAGGGGAUUGAAACUAUUGUUUUGUCUCAAGAAUACAAUCCUAUCAAGCAAGUUACUCAAGGUCAAAACCGAGUGGAAUCGGUUGAAAAUAAGGAGAAUUUGAAGGUGAAGGUGGCUGAGUUGCCUCAGCAUUCAUCAUCAGCUACUAAAUCUGAAACUAAACCCGAGGCUCAGAAACCUGGUAAAAGGGAACCUGCGAAACCCAAAAGUGAUAAACCGAAUGAACAUGUUAUAGUAGAUAACCGUGUUCGAUAUCUCAAGGAUCAGUUGAUUAGGGCAAGAGUUUACCUUUCCCUUACAGCAACACGAACAAAUGCUCAAUUUAGUAGGGAACUUCGGACCCGUGUGAAGGAAGUCCAAAGAGCACUUGGUGAUGCAACCAAGGAUACUGAUUUACCAAAAGGCACCUAUGACAAGCUGAAGGCGAUGGACCAAACAUUGGCUAAAGGAAAGCAAAUACAAGACGAUUGCACGGCCGUUGUAAAAAAACUGCGUGCAAUUAUUCACUCAACAGAAGAACAAGCGCGUGUCCAUCAGAAACAAGCCUUGUUUUUGACUCACUUAACCGCCAAAACUGUUCCUAAGGGCCUCCAUUGUCUUCCUUUACGUCUUUCUACUGAAUACUAUUCUCUAAAUUCUUCUUCUCAACAAUUCCCAAAUCAAGAAAAGCUUGAUGACCCGAACCUGUUCCACUAUGCACUGUUUUCGGAUAAUGUGCUAGCUACAGCAGUAGUUGUCAAUUCAACUGUUACAAAUGCCAAGGAUCCUUCAAAACAUGUGUUCCACAUCGUUACCGACAAGCUGAAUUACGCUGCUAUGAGGAUGUGGUUUCUUUCAAACCCACCCGGGAAGGCUACAAUCCAAGUUCAGAACAUUGAUGAAUUCACGUGGCUGAAUGCAAGUUACAGCCCUGUUCUUAAACAGUUAGCUUCUCGGAACAUGAUUGAUUAUUAUUUCAAAACGCAUAAGGGGUCCGAGUCUGAUUCGAAUCUGAAGUUCCGCAACCCGAAGUAUCUGUCAAUGAUGAACCAUCUUCGGUUUUACCUUCCAGAGAUAUUUCCAAAGUUGCGUAAAGUGGUGUUCUUGGAUGAUGAUAUAGUGGUUCAGAAGGAUUUGAGUGGUCUUUGGUCUAUUGAUCUGAAAGGUAAGGUGAAUGGUGCCGUUGAGACGUGCGGGGAAAACUUCCAUCGGUUUGACCGUUACCUCAACUUCUCAAAUCCCAUCAUCGCUAAAAACUUUGACCCGCGUGCUUGUGGAUGGGCGUAUGGAAUGAAUGUAUUCGAUCUUGAGGAAUGGAAGAAACAAAACAUUACAGACGUUUACCACUCGUGGCAAAAUUUGAAUCACGAUAGACAACUUUGGAAGCUGGGGACAUUGCCACCAGGUUUGAUAACAUUCUGGAAACGGGUAUACGCGUUAGAAAAGUCAUGGCAUGUACUUGGGCUCGGGUACAACCCGAGUGUGAGCCAGAAAGAGAUUGAAAGAGCGGCAGUGGUUCACUACAACGGGAAUUUGAAGCCAUGGCUCGAGAUAGGGAUACCCAAGUUUAGAGGCUACUGGAACAAGUAUGUGGAUUAUGAUCAGGCAUAUUUGCGGGAUUGCAACUUGAGUCCGUGAGUAGACAGAGCAGAAGUAACUCGGGUCAAUAAGUUGUAUAUAUUCUUUGAUUGUUGUUCAUAGUGCUGAUGGUUAGUUCUCUUAACUUGGCCUGGGCCGGGGUUAAAAGAGAAUCCAGCCACACAUUAUGUUAAUUUUGUUGUAAAGGAGCGGUAGAUUCAUGGUAUGAAGUUGCUGUUUGAUGUGUGCA